Colossoma macropomum (tambaqui) is the source of this 2261-nucleotide messenger RNA. Its product is annotated as CMP-N-acetylneuraminate-beta-galactosamide-alpha-2,3-sialyltransferase 1-like. NCBI's taxonomy places the organism in Eukaryota, Metazoa, Chordata, Actinopteri, Characiformes, Serrasalmidae. The record is from RefSeq and is a predicted model, not a curated record. Gene Ontology annotation, molecular function: beta-galactoside (CMP) alpha-2,3-sialyltransferase activity. The transcript has 7 exons. The coding region runs from base 806 to 1831 and encodes 341 amino acids.
GAGAGCGAGCGAGAGCGAGAGAGAGAGAGAGAGCGCGCGAGCGGGAGAGCUGGACAUAAGGCUGAGCGAAGGGGGCACGAUCAUCACAAACACAGGCGCGCGCACGCCCCGCGCUCCAGAAGAGGACAGCGAGCCGGGCUGAGAGGUCUGUUCCCCAGAAGAAGAUAACGGCUCACCUGCUGCUCCUGCACGCGAGCUCACGUGGACAGUUGCGCAGACAUGGGCAGACGCCGCGCUGACCCCAUUAAGUCAACAGCCUGAGCGGAAAAGGCUGACGCUUCCCUCCAUCCUGAAACGCUUGACCCUCCUGCGCUCGCUUCUUCACAUUAAGAAGCAGUGAUGAAUACUGAGACUCUCCAGCGCCAAUGAACUCAGCUGACACCCACUCGAAAAGCAGGUUUAAUUAAAGCCUCUGCUAAGUUCACUCGUAAGAAAUAAGUGUUGAACUCAACUGAUUAACCUGGACACUUUAUCGCAGAGCUGUCGCAAAGUGCAAGGAGAAAAAACAAACUCAGACUUGACACCUGAAACAGAUCAUAUAGUUUCUGUAAUACAUUCUGCUGUAUUACUAUCAUCAUAGCAAAGCAAUGAGUGAGGAUGAACUGUGGUACCUGUAAACAAAGGACUUUUAAGAGAUCAACGUUUGUUUCCGAUGUUUCUGCAACUGUUUUUUGACUUCCAUUCGGGAAGCCAUCCGUACAAUGUGGGUAUGUACAGGAGAGCAUAGCGUCACACGGUUUUGGUUGAAGAACAAGGCAGAAAGUUUGACUGUUUCCAGCUACUUUGGUAGUUCUCAAGCUUGAAGAUGAAGUGCCUGAAGUGGAGGAAGACACGUGCCCUGGGCGUGCUCGUCUGCAUCAUUUCCUUCUCCACAUUUCUCUUCAGCUGCACCCUCCCCGAUCCCUCUUUCUUCUUUGGGCGGUCCCUGGCCAUCCCAGCGGGACCUUGCGCCUGCCGUAGCUGCAUCACGGAGCCAGAAGACGACACCUGGUUCAGCGACAAACUCAACCAUUCUGUCCAACCGCUGCUGUCCAGGACAAACGCUGAGAUCACUGAUGACACCUACAGAUGGUGGCAGUGGCUGCAGUCAGAGACUAACCCAGCCAACCUGAGCAUGGUGCUGGACAAGCUGUUCACCGUGAUUCCGGGUGAGGACCGUUAUCAGGACUCUGGGCCGAGCCGCUGCAGGACUUGCUCUGUGGUCGGAAAUUCCGGAAAUCUCCUCUCAUCCGGUUACGGACCUCUCAUCGACGCAGGGGAUUUCGUCAUCCGAAUAAACCAGGCUGUGACGCAGGGCUUCGAGCAGGACGUUGGCUACAGGACCACUCACCAUGUGAUGUAUCCGGAGAGCGCCAUUGACCUGCAGAACAACUCCACCAGCCUGCUGCUGGUGCCCUUCAAAACACUGGACCUGGAGUGGGUCAUCAGCGCACUGACCACAGGCAAAAUCACAUAUACAUACAUGCCUGUCAUGUCACGGAUCAAGGCUAACAGGAACAAGGUGUUGGUUUACAGUCCCACCUUUCUGAAGUACGUCCAUGAGACGUGGCUGGACGGUCACGGCAGAUACCCGUCCACCGGUUUCCUGUCACUCAUCUUUGCGGUGCACGUAUGUGACGAGGUGAACGCCUUCGGGUUUGGAGCGGACCCGUCCGGUAGCUGGCAUCAUUACUGGGAGGAGGCCGCGUGGGGCAGAGCUUUCAGACAGACCGGCGUCCACGACGGAGACUACGAGCACAACAUCACGCAGCUGCUGGCCGAGAAAGGAAAGAUCAGACUGUUCAAAGGAGUCUCCAAAGCCCUGGCGUUUCAGUGGGACAAGCAUCUGUAACUGUCCAUCGCAGCAGCGCACUGAGGGGAGAGACGGACCACCCUGAGCUGACGGCCCUGCACUCGUCUGUCCUGCUGGCGUCCGUUUCUCUGUUUUCGUUUGUUUGUUUGUGAUUAUUUCUUCAUUCUUCUGGACUCUGGAGAUGUUUGAAGCACCACAGACGAGGAACUGACCGUCUCACACGAAGGAGAAGAAUCUGAGUUUCUCUCCUUUUAUCUCUCCUUCUCUACCUACUGAUUUCACUCUCUCUUUUCUUCUCUCUUUCCUCUUUUCCCUGCCUGUUUGUUCGACUGUCUGUCUCUUAUCACCAGUUUGAGUCUCUCUCUGAUUCAAACAGGAGAGAAAAGAGAAAGAAAGACUCAGAGCUGCAGUUCCAUCUUUCUCUCCACCUGUUUCACUCUCUCGCUCUCUCUCUCUCACCUGCCUCUCU